ACACACCCUGUAAAGUGUGUGCACAUACACACAUGCAGAGGCAAGCUCAGAGCCAUAUCUCAUUACCAUUCUACUGAUAGUGCAGCCAGUGGGUGUUGCAAGAGGAGGAGAGAAGGAGAACAAGACAGUGAGCUUUAGAGAGGGACAGAGAGAGAGAGAGAGAGAGAGAGAGAGAGAAGGGGGGUGGGGGGACGAGGACAGGCAGGGAACCAGAGGCAGUGUUAAGGAGAAGGGAGAGCACGAGCACUCCUCAAAGAUAACAGGAAACACAGGAGAUACGUGUGGGAGCAGCGUAUCACUAAAAGAAAAGCAGAGACAGAGCAGGGGAUUCAGAGCGUGCAAGUCCAGCGUGCCUGUAGGUCUGUCUGUGUUCCAGCUCGGUGCGUUUCCACGGAUCUCCUGAGGCCGUGGCAGCCAUGGCGUCAGACCCUAGCACCCAGUCCAGGGUGAUGUUCCAGGCAACAGACAAAGCAGAGGAGCCGGCACACCGCAAACUUGGCAAGCUGACAGUCAAAUACAACCGCAAGGACCUGCAGAAGAGGCUGGAUAUUGAGGAGUGGAUCGACGGGCAGCUGCACCUGCUGUUUGACUGUGAGGAAGAAGAGAUCCCAGAGUUAGAAAUCGACAUAGACGAGCUCCUGGAGCUGUCGGAUGAGGGGCAAAGAACCCGGCUGGAGGAGUUGUUGCACGAAUGCGGGAAGCCAAAAGAGGAUUUUAUCAACGGGCUGCUCUACAGGAUAAAGGGUCUACGUAAAAUGUCAGGUCCACUGAAGAAAUAAUUGUAGGUCAAAUUAAGAAUCGAGACAAUGUGGAGCCGCUCAUCUUCGUCGCCCCACACAUUAACCAUUUGGAUGCCUGUAGGUGUGGAUCAGAGGGACUAUAUUCCUGUCCCCUGCCUCCUCUUCCUCCUCCUGCUGGGUCAUCAUCAAUGUAACACCAGAGCUGUGGGGUUUUGAAUUGAAUUUAUUAUUUUUUUUAUUAAUGUUGUUAUUUCAAAUUCAUUUAUGGACUGCUUCAACGUUUCCCAAUACCAUACCAAUAACGUACACGUGAUAAAAGCUGUACUGACUAUUACUCAGACGGACUGUUUUUGUGUAAGACUGUACAUUUUUAGUUGCUUAUUUAUGUACAUAAAUAUUUUUGUUCAGAUAACAGUGUUGUCAAAAUAAAAAAAAUUAAAAAUAAAAACAUUUCAACAUUUUCAAGACAAUGCUCACAUCUGAUUUUUAACAAAGUGAUACACCAAUAUCCUUCAUCAGGUAUUAUCAUUUCCACUCAUUCAAAUAAAUAUUGGCGUGUACAUUACACUAAUUGGUUUACAGUACCAGUUAAACUACCCUGAGCUCACAACUGCUCAGAAACACAGAUAAUGAUUUUGCCCUACUGUCUAUAGACAACUUUCCUACAGAACAGCAGUCAGCAUUUUAUUCCCAAAACAUAAGGUAGUGUUUUCAGGCAUUUUCAACAGA
Messenger RNA from Oreochromis niloticus (Nile tilapia), 1469 nucleotides. RefSeq names its product protein phosphatase 1 regulatory inhibitor subunit 14D (gene ppp1r14d). The transcript has 4 exons. Gene Ontology annotation, biological process: innate immune response; regulation of phosphorylation. Bases 417 to 779 code for a protein of 120 amino acids. Gene Ontology annotation, cellular component: cytoplasm. Gene Ontology annotation, molecular function: protein serine/threonine phosphatase inhibitor activity. The record is from RefSeq and is a predicted model, not a curated record. Lineage: Eukaryota; Metazoa; Chordata; Actinopteri; Cichliformes; Cichlidae.